Melospiza melodia melodia is the source of this 3693-nucleotide messenger RNA. RefSeq names its product thioredoxin reductase 1 (gene TXNRD1). Gene Ontology annotation, molecular function: thioredoxin-disulfide reductase (NADPH) activity; flavin adenine dinucleotide binding; glutathione-disulfide reductase (NADPH) activity. The transcript is spliced from 14 exons. Gene Ontology annotation, cellular component: cytosol; mitochondrion. Lineage: Eukaryota; Metazoa; Chordata; Aves; Passeriformes; Passerellidae. Gene Ontology annotation, biological process: cell redox homeostasis; cellular response to oxidative stress; glutathione metabolic process. The record is from RefSeq and is a predicted model, not a curated record. Bases 184 to 1683 code for a protein of 499 amino acids.
UCUCUCCAGACACUACGUUAUUUUAUCCUUGAUUUCACAGGGGGAGCCCUGAAGCUGCAAGAAGGGCAGCACGAAGCAGCAGCAGAAACUUCCCAGCCUGUUGUUUCGGCACAGGAGAAGCAAACAGGAGAUCAUGAGAGAACUUUAAAGGCACAUAAGGAAGAAGAAAAUCCUCGGAAGACAAUGGAAGUGAAUGGGUUUAUGCCAGUGCCAGAUUCCUAUGACUAUGAUCUCAUUGUCAUCGGUGGAGGCUCAGGAGGUCUGGCAGCUGCCAAGGAGGCUGCCAAAUAUGAAAAGAAAGUGAUGGUGCUGGACUUUGUCGUGCCUACACCUCAGGGAAGCUCGUGGGGUCUUGGAGGAACAUGUGUAAACGUGGGCUGUAUACCUAAAAAAUUGAUGCACCAGGCAGCUUUACUGGGACAAGCCUUGCAAGAUUCACGCAAAUUUGGGUGGCAGUUUACAGAAGAAGUCAAACACAACUGGAUGACCAUGACAGAAUCUGUUCAGAAUUACAUUGGUUCACUGAACUGGGGCUAUCGGGUUGCCCUGAGAGACAAGAAGGUCACAUAUGAGAAUGCAUAUGGAGAAUUUGUCGGGCCACACACAAUUAAGGCAACGAAUAAAAAGGGAGUUGAGAAGCUGUACACAGCUGAGACAUUUAUCAUUGCCACUGGUGAACGACCACGCUACCUGGGUAUACCUGGAGACAAAGAAAAUUGCAUUACCAGUGAUGACCUUUUCUCUCUGCCUUACUGUCCAGGGAGAACCCUAGUGGUUGGAGCUUCCUAUGUUGCCUUAGAGUGUGCAGGAUUUCUUGCAGGCCUUGGAUUAGAUGUCACUGUAAUGGUGAGAUCCAUUCUCUUAAGAGGAUUUGACCAGGACUUGGCAAACAGAAUUGGUGAAUAUAUGAAAGAACAUGGAGUCAACUUCAUUAGGGAGUUUGUGCCAAUCAAGGUUGAGCGGGUUGAGGAAGGAACUCCUGGAAUACUGAAAGUUACAGCCAAAUCCACAACAGGGGAUCAAAUAAUUGAAGUGGAAUGCAAUACUAUGCUGCUGGCAGUUGGACGAGAUCCAUGCACAAGAAAAAUUGGUUUGGACAAAGUUGGAGUGAAUAUCAAUGAAAGAACAGGAAAAAUUCCUGUCAAUAAUGAGGAGCAGACAAAUGUUCCGUAUAUCUAUGCUGUUGGAGAUAUCCUGCAGGACAAGCUGGAACUCACACCGGUGGCAAUCCAGGCAGGAAGGUUGUUAGUUCAGAGGCUUUAUGCUGGGACAACCACUAAGUGUGACUAUGUGAAUGUUCCAACUACUGUAUUUACUCCUUUGGAGUAUGGAGCCUGUGGGUACUCUGAAGAGACCGCAGUGGAGAAAUUUGGGGAGGAAAACAUUGAGGUGUACCAUAGUCAUUUCUGGCCACUGGAGUGGACUGUACCAUCCAGAGAUAACAACAAAUGCUAUGCAAAGAUAAUUUGCAAUACUCAAGAUAAUGAGAGAGUCAUUGGCUUCCAUGUCCUUGGUCCAAAUGCUGGAGAGGUCACCCAAGGGUUUGCAGCUGCUAUUAAAUGUGGGUUGACAAAAGAACAGCUGGACAGCACCGUAGGAAUUCAUCCUAUCUGUGCCGAGGUAUUCACCACCCUGUCUGUGACUAAGCGUUCUGGUGAAAACACCACUGUGAGUGGAUGCUGAGGUUAAAUUCCCCCAUAAUUGCUAUUGCCAGAGACUGACUUUCAUCACAGUGUCUGACUCCUGCAAUUCAGAAGAUUUUGGGAGAAGUUGCCCUUGGACACCUGCAGAAAUGUGUAGAGCUUAACCUGGACAUUCCAUCAUCUUAGUGAGAAGAGCUCUGUGGGAGUUGGUUACUUGUGGUGCCUGGCUGGCAAUUAGCAAUACAAUGGGAAUCUGGACUGCUGAGUUGCUGAUUAGCAGGGCAUUUAAUAAAUGCCUUCAUGAAGUCAUACCCUGAAGCCUGCAUUGUCUGGUGGGCAGUGAUGGAAGAACUGCUAGCACAGCUGGAAAACAACUGUUUUGGUUUGGCUUUAUUCCUCUCUAGUUUCUUUCAUGAACAUUCCUUUCUAGUUCUUUCCAGAACAAAGAACCUCCCACCACAGAAAAAUUCCUCCGAAGUUCAGGUAGUUGUAUCAGAUAAAACAGCUCCUUUGUUCUGGAUCAUGACACACAAAUGCAAGGUCUCCUCAUGAGCAUACAUUUUACCAGCUCACGUGCCUAUAGAGGGCAAGUUCUACUUGUUUGAUCGUGAGGAAGAAAAUAGCCUUGGAAAAAAGUUUAGUACCUGUUGCAGACAUUUUUUCACAGAAAUCCUUUCUUUCAGAUUUCUGCAUUUUCUGGGAAGCUGAGGGCCCCCAGAAAGAGAAUAUAAACAAUUGCUGUCAGCUGCUGUGGCAUGCAGUGGGAUGCACCUUGAUUGGCUCAUGUUUCUAUGUUUAUAAUUAAGGGCCAAUCACAAGUGCAAGCUAGGGACAGAGUCCCUGGACACAACUUUGUUAUAGGUUCUUUCUUUCUAUUCUUGGCCUGGCAAGCAUCUGCAACUUCUCUCUUUAUUCUAUUUAGUAUAGUCAUAAUGUAUUAUAUAUCAUAUAUCAAUAAAUCCAGCCUUCUGAUCAAGAAACAAGAUUCUCGUCUUUCUCUCACCAUGGAGACCUUCAACAGGUCCCUGUAAUAAGUACCACUUAAAAUAACAUAUUUCUUGUAUUUCAAACUGACUAUGUUGUGACUUUUCAUUUAGAGAGCCUUAUUUGUGAAAACAUUCUUCUCAAUGAGAAAGGAAAAUAAUUUAUGAAGGCCUUUUGAAACAGAAAGUUGCUGUGUUUCUUCCCUGAAAUCAUGCAUAUAAUGCAGAUGUGAUGAUUUUAGCUCUUUCUCAAGCUUAUGUGAUUAUAAUGAAUCUGAUUUGGAGCUGACAGAAUUCCAAUGUUGAAUGAACUGUCCUUCCAAGAACUUUGUGCAACUUCAUUAAAUUUGAGUAAAUUUCUUUCUUUCCAGGUGAGCUGUCAUAAGCUGCACUGUUUCAGGUCUCAAAUGGCCACUUUGAACACAGAAGUAUUGAGAUUUCCUGGAGAUUAGUGAACCUUUAGGAUAAAAAAAAUUAUGCAACCAAACAAUACCCCCCCAAAACAGCUAUCCAAACAAACCCUCCAGCCAAACUUCAAAAACCAGUAGUGAAAAAUCUGUUAUGUAUAAAUAGGGUCUAAAAGUUCUAUUUAGUUCAGUAUGUGCUAUGUUUUAUAUUUAAUUAAGAAAACAAUAGUUUUAAAACAGAGGUUUCAGUGAAAAUACCAGAUUCUUGAAUAUCCCUCCUGUGUUGGAUAAGCUGCAUAUUUACUUGUCAAGAAAUGGCAAAAGUGGUUCUUUGUAAUGGAGAUGAAUGUGGUUUUUUGAUCUGUUUUUCCAUUUCCCUCUCUUUUAGCAGAAAGAUUUGCAUUACUUUUAUUAAAUGGUUCUUGGGAGUUCAGUAGUGCAGUGUGAACAGGGGGUGAAUUCCCCAGCCAUGUGGGCAGAAUGCCUCAUGCCUAAAUUCCUACCUGGUAACAAAUUCUUGUAUUUCUACUGAGAUUUCUAAAAUAGUGUUGUUAGUUAUUUUUAUAAACCCGUACAUAACUGAAGAAUUUUUAAACGUGUUUUGUAUGGUAUUUGGAAGGGUCUGUGACGGUAUUUUUCUGGCCAGUUUAAUAAAUAAAU